This is a messenger RNA of Topomyia yanbarensis, 1259 nucleotides long. RefSeq names its product protein spaetzle-like. Bases 345 to 1016 code for a protein of 223 amino acids. Gene Ontology annotation, molecular function: Toll binding; growth factor activity. Lineage: Eukaryota; Metazoa; Arthropoda; Insecta; Diptera; Culicidae. Gene Ontology annotation, biological process: innate immune response; regulation of Toll signaling pathway; central nervous system formation. Gene Ontology annotation, cellular component: extracellular region. The transcript has a single exon. The record is from RefSeq and is a predicted model, not a curated record.
CUCAGCGGAGUCCCGAAUGACAGAAGAGAGCGUAAAAAGUGGACAAGUGAAUAUUUUAGUUUACUGUGCAGGCGCGAAUAAUUAAAACGGAAUUGAUAUUGUAUGGUUUGGAAGAGCUGGUUCGCUGUCGCUCAUACAACAGAUAUGAAUUUAAUUAUUCAUUUGAAUGCAACUGCGCAAGAGUGUUAGUUUUCUCGCUCUUCGAACCGCUUGAUCGUUAGAUCACUGAAAUGUGAAGUGACAUCAUAGCUGGACGGUAUCUGUGUGGAAAUGAGAUGUCAAUUCAAACCUAUCAAAACAUUGUGGUGGAGUGUGUUUACUGAAGUGAUCGCGGAAGAAAUAAUAUGUGGAUAAUUGCCUGGACUGUCUGUGUUUACUUAUUAUCACUGACCGUUACAUCAUCCGAUUUCCGACCACUGGUAAGAUCACGCGAUGUGCAGGAAUCAAACCGAGCGCCAGAUUCGAUCCCGUCGGAUUUUGUGUUUCCCAAUGAGUUGGUACCGAGGAUAGAUGAGGAAGAAUGUCGUCCGGAAUUUCCAAUAUGUACAAACAUUUCGGAUUACCCGCAGCAGUUAGUGAACGAAAUAAUCGCACGCCAUGAGCAACGUUUUGCCGAGGUUUUUGGAAAUGAUGUAGUAGUUGACACUGGGGACGAAUUGUAUCAACGAUUUGAUACUUCGGAUGAUGAGCCCCUCUGCACGAGUGAGGAAAGAUUAGUUCAACCCCAGAGUGGUUACACCAUGGACAAAAAGUUGGUAAUGAUCGUCAAUACUCCCAAUUACACGCAGGGUGUGAAGAUAGAAAUUUGUCAUCAUCCAGAGGAGCCAUGUAGAAAAUUGGAUCAUCUUACAUCGUUAUUCAGCACCAAGUGUAAACAACUGUACCACUACCGAACGUUGCUAGCCAUCAAUCCGGUUACCAAGCAGCCUUACAAAGAAUCGUUUCGGUUACCAUCUUGCUGCAAAUGUGUAAUACGACCAUUGCACGCGCGGCUGAGGAAACGACGGGGACUCUGAAAACCAUGAGCAACGUGUGAAACAUAUAUUGACGAAUAAAUAGAUAUAUUAAACCAAUGAAAUAAAAAUUUGAAUCUUGUCAUAAAAUUUAUGUGUAAGAUUUGUUAGAGCUACUGGUGUUUUUAUUGCAGGGCAUCAGAAUGACUAUAAACCGUUUGCAAAGGAGCGGUAUGAUGAAAUUGUACAUAUUGUUUGUGUACCUUAUAUCGAUGGAUAAAAUGUUAUCAAUAUAUUUCGAAUGUA